AUGCUCUGUAGUACGCUGCCAGGAUCAAGAACGAAAACAAGGGUGUGACCAAGAGCAUAAAAUGUUUCCUCUUCAUAUUUUGUGGAAGAUAAAGUUGAAAAUUUUGCUUUUCAUUCUUUACUAAAGGCUCCAAUUAAUAGCAUCAAACGUGUAUGAACGUUUUGGUAGUACUUGAAGUGUAAAGUACAGCUAUAAUAAGUGAUAAAAGGACAAUUAACCGUGCCCAUGAUAUGUACCACAGAAAAAAAUCUCAAGUGAAAGAUGGCUUAAAUCGAGUGGGCGCUCCUCGCUGGUGGAUGAGAUAUUUCCCUUCCCGUCAUCAGACGCCCUAGUCUUACCCGCUCUGUUACUUUUGUCCUUUGGUUGCAGAAGUAUUGAUGAUUGUGGAAGGGAAUGAGUCUGCUGCAAAAUUAUAUCAGCCCGCUGUAGGAUCGACAAUUGUAAAACAGCGAGGCAGAGUGACAGAUCUGGCCCGUUUGCAUAAUUGAAGACAGGAUAAUUGUGUGCAAAGUUGAAUCACCGACUGGUGGAAAUAGUACCAAGUGAUAUUUAGCAUCGUGUGUAAACUGCUGAUACCAUGCAGGGUUCUUCUCCUCCAAUAAUGGGAUAUCCCGAAGAUGAUGAUCAAUAUAAAGUUCCGUUGAUCGCAAAACUGUUACACGCACUACCUCACUACAACAUUACUUUCCAUCGUAUCAACAACACAUUUCGCCCCUCGAAUGAUGUUUAUUUAGAGAGCUUGGGUAUACUAGGAUCGAUACCAGCCGCACUGUUGAUUAUAUCUCUUUUUGGGCUUCUAUUAUAUCUACUAACUCGAUGCUGUGACCGUAAACCACGACCAGCACAUUCAAUCACCAGUCUAAAAGUCACGCUCUCGAUAGUAACUGUUCUGUGCUGUGCGGCCAUAGGAUUAGGUUUAUAUGGCAAUGACGAUCUACACAAUGGGUUAUUGGAAGUGCUACAGGCAGGGCGCAAAGUUGACAAUGUCGUUUCGUCCGUUCGAAACCAAACAUUCAUACUGGAAAAUACCCUAACUAUGAAAAUACAACAACAGCUUACAGAGCUGGAAGAUAUUUUCGACGGAAAAGCCAACAACCUUACUGCUUUAACCCAACUCCAAAUGGCACUAGCAAUUACCAAAGGAAACGUAACAGUUGCAAAAAAUGCAGCUAAUGAUAUUCGUCGACCACUGGUUGGGUUGACUAUUACGGACUUCCUAUCAAAAGGAGACCAGUGGGAGCUUAUUCGGUGGCCUGGAACAGUUGCAAUCUUAGCUCUUCUUCUAGUAUUGUGCGCCGUAUUGUUGGUCGGAGUGGCUCGCCAUUCAAGGUGUGCGUUGAUUCUGUUUAGUGUUUGCGGCCUACUCGCAGUAACUGGGUCGUGGCUCAUGUCAGGUCUAUAUUUGUCAACGUCAGUUGCCGUGGGAGAUUUGUGCAAUGAUCCAGCGGAUUUCCUUGUACAUCAAGCACCCAACGAGCUACCCUCUGAUAUUCUGUUAUAUUACACACAAUGUGAUGUGGCACGUUCUAACCCAUUCACACAGCGGUUGCGAGAAUCACAAAAUGCGAUCAACAACGCACGAAACGCUAUGAGCGUUGUCUCGAAGAUAUCUCCAGUUUUGUUUAAAAACGCUGGUCUUGGACCAAAACUUGGAUCUGUCAACGCUGAUAUUAAACUGUGUGAGCGAAUCCUUACUGGACUUACGGCUCUUGUAGACUGCAAAGCAGUCCAUUACAGUUAUCUCAACGCAACACGAGGCCUCUGUGAGGGUGGACUACUCGGACUCGUACUUAUGCUUAUCGCUAGCUUCAUGGCAGCAAUUUUACUGACAGUAAUGGUUUGGGUUGACUCACAUACUUGGAUUUAUAUCAGAAAAAGAAAUGAUUACGCUCAAGUCGAAGAGCAAUCAUACGUAUCAGCGCAUCAACUUCAUCCACAAAACCAGCAAAAUAAUACUACCCGAGUACUGCCACAUCAUCAUAAGGGUCCUCCUGUAAUCAGUGGCUCACAUACUAUGGCGCAUCCGGCGCGAAAUGCAAAGCAUGAAUUGACACCGCAACAACAAGCUCACAUGCAGCAUCAUCAUCAAGCUAUGAUGCGACCGGGAGGAACUCAUACCCUCGGAAGACUGCCAUCUCAUAACAACAGUCCCACUCAUAUGCAUGGUCCAAACAACGGCAAAUAUGCCACACUGAGCAAGCACUGCAAGACACUAGAUGCAAAUGAUUUUUACUGA
This is a messenger RNA of Malaya genurostris, 2236 nucleotides long. Its product is annotated as protein tweety. The record is from RefSeq and is a predicted model, not a curated record. NCBI's taxonomy places the organism in Eukaryota, Metazoa, Arthropoda, Insecta, Diptera, Culicidae. Gene Ontology annotation, molecular function: volume-sensitive chloride channel activity; intracellularly calcium-gated chloride channel activity. The transcript is spliced from 6 exons. The coding region runs from base 578 to 2236 and encodes 552 amino acids. Gene Ontology annotation, cellular component: plasma membrane.